UUCCCCUGCGCUCUUCUUUGUUUGGGUUUUCCUUCUCCUCAGAGCUCCCUGUCCCUGCAGAGUGGGACCCGUCCUCUACUGAGACAGAGCACUGUCCAAUCUGCGGCGUCCAUCUAUUGGGAGCUCCACAGAAACCAGUAACCAUGCUGACGGUUUUGGCGCUGGCGUCCGUUGUCCUCCUGGGAAUAGUGCCGGAGCAGUCCCAGGCCAUCACUAUUUACACCGGCUGGGAGCGCCACGCCCUGGUGGGCUCUGACAUCAGGCUCUCCUGCUCCUUCUUCUCCUGGCGCUGGAUCUCGGAUGACGUCACCUUCUCCUGGACGUACAGGCCCGACGGCUCCCGGGACAGCAUCUCUAUCUUCCACUACACCGGCGGCGAGGCCUACGUCGACAACAAGGGCCCCUUCAGGGACCGGGUGGAGUUUGUGGGCAACCCGAGUCGCCGCGACGGCUCCAUCCUGAUCAAGAACCUGGACUUCAGCGACAACGGCACCUUCACCUGCGACGCCAAGAACCCCCCGGACAUUGUGGGGCGUCCCUCCAGCGUCCGCCUGCUGGUGUUUGAGAAAUUGCCCAUCCAGGCAGGUGUGAUCACGGGAGCGAUCAUCGGUGUGGUGCUGGGCCUGCUGGUGCUGAUCGUGGUCAUCUACUACCUGAUGAGAUUCCUGGUGGCCCGCCGUGUCUUCAGCCUGAACGUCAGCAAACAUGGCAAGAAAAAGAAAGAGGGAUCACAGCAGAGACAGGGCCCUGCGCCUCCUGCUGACCCCUCCAAGGUGAAGGCCGCCGCCUCGGAAAAGAAGAAGCAGGAGUCUCGCAAGGAUAAGAAAUAGGAUACGGGGAGGGGCUGGGGCGGGCUCGCCGCACAGCUGCUCCAGCCCGCACGCCAGGUACUGGUGAUGAAGGCCCAGCCCAAACAGCAGGACAAGCA
Molecule: messenger RNA, 928 nt
Organism: Nematolebias whitei (Rio pearlfish)
Lineage: Eukaryota; Metazoa; Chordata; Actinopteri; Cyprinodontiformes; Rivulidae
Gene: mpz
Product: myelin protein zero
Exons: 6
Coding region: 144-830 (228 amino acids)
Biological process (GO): myelination
Cellular component (GO): membrane
Source: RefSeq, a predicted model, not a curated record